AUGGCGGCCGAGGGGCCGGAGCCGCGCCCGGAGGCGUCGCUGGUGUCCCUGUACCGCUGGCUGGACACGGUGCCACUGUCGCGGCCGCGCAGGAACAUCGCCCGCGACUUCAGCGACGGCGUGCUGGCGGCAGAGGUGGUGAAGUUCUUCUUCCCCUCCCUGGUGGAGCUGCACAGCUUUGUCCCCACCAGCUCCACGGCGCAGAAAGUCGCCAACUGGGGCCACCUCAACAGGAAGGUGCUGAGCAAGCUGAACCUGCGGCUGCCCGAGGAGAUGAUCCAGGCGCUGGCCCCCGUGAAGGUGCUGAGCAAGCGAACUGCGGCCGGCAAUGUCGGGGGGUCUUGGCCAGCCGGAACGGCGAGCCUGCAGCUCUGGGGGACAAAAAUCCUCCAGAGGCAGAGGAACGGCAAGGGAGGGGCUGGGAAGCCACCAGCGGAGUCGGCAGCGCUGGAUGAGGGAAAGUACCUGGACACAGGCCAGCGCAGGCUCCGGAGCGAUUUGGGAAGGGGCUGCAGCCAGGACGGCGCUGCCAGGGCGGUGACAGUGGCGGUGCCAGCGCAGCAGCCCGGGGCUGGCCCUGGGGACAUGCGACAGCAGCUGGCGGAGCGCGAGCAGGCGCUGCAGCUGGCGCGGGACACGAUCCAGAUCCUGCAGGCCAAGGUGGGGCGGCUGGAGCAGCUCCUGCUCCUCAAGAAUCUCCGCAUCGACGACCUGAGCCAGCGGCUGCAGCAGCUGCAGGGCCAGCGCCGCUGAGCCGCGACAGCGACACCGCGGGGACAGCGCGGGGACGACACGGUGGCUCCCGGUGGCUCCGGUGGCUCCGGUGGCUCCCGGUGGCUCUGGUAGCUCCCAGUGGCUCCCGGUGACUCUGGUGGCUCCCAGUGCCUCCCGAUGGCUCC
Camarhynchus parvulus is the source of this 899-nucleotide messenger RNA. It is a transcript of the gene SPEF1, whose product is annotated as sperm flagellar 1. Gene Ontology annotation, molecular function: microtubule binding. Gene Ontology annotation, cellular component: axoneme. The transcript is spliced from 8 exons. Gene Ontology annotation, biological process: regulation of cytoskeleton organization. The record is from RefSeq and is a predicted model, not a curated record. NCBI's taxonomy places the organism in Eukaryota, Metazoa, Chordata, Aves, Passeriformes, Thraupidae. Bases 1 to 753 code for a protein of 250 amino acids.